Acanthamoeba castellanii str. Neff is the source of this 1686-nucleotide messenger RNA. Its product is annotated as ATPase/histidine kinase/DNA gyrase B/HSP90 domain containing protein. Gene Ontology annotation, molecular function: phosphorelay sensor kinase activity. Bases 1 to 1686 code for a protein of 561 amino acids. Gene Ontology annotation, biological process: phosphorelay signal transduction system; phosphorylation. NCBI's taxonomy places the organism in Eukaryota, Discosea, Longamoebia, Acanthamoebidae. The transcript has 6 exons. The record is from RefSeq and is a predicted model, not a curated record.
AUGUGGCUCGCCGCCGUCGUCGCCAUGGCCUACUACAUCUUCGGACGCCACAUCAGCCGCGUCUUUCUUAUUGCCGUCCUUCUCGAAGGUGUGUUGUUGUACCCGUGCAGCGUGUACGUGUUUCCGCCGGUGGCGCCGCUGUCGAUGGACGCGACCGACCGACUGACGGCGACGUGCACGAUGAUCAUGUGCGUGGGCAUCAUCUCCCACAUCCACGAAUCGUCGCGCCAGGCCACCGUCGACCGACUGCGCGAUUUCAACGAGAAGCUGCGCCGGUCCACCGAAGCCAAGACCCUCUUCCUCUCCGCCAUCACCCACGAGCUGCGCACGCCGCUGACGGGGAUCAUCGGGAUGGCCAACGAGCUGCUGCUCGAAGACGAGGACAAGGCCGAGCAGCAGCCGCCGCCGUCGCGGCCCGCCUCGCCCGCCGCGCCCGACCAGGACCAGGAGCAGUGCCACCUGCGCGGCGGCAGCGCCCGGACUCAGGCGCAGAGCGACGAGGAGCGGAUGGAGGCCGUGCGCAUCAUCGUCACCUGCGCGCGGCACCUGCUGGGCCUGGUCAACGACGUGCUCGACUUUGAGAAGAUCGAAUCGCGCCAGCUCGACCUCGAGGCCAUUCCGUUCGAUGUCGAGAAGGAGACCGACCUGGUCCUCUCCAUGCUGGCCUUCCCGGCCGCCUCCAGCCGCGUGCGCAUCGAGAAGCAGACCGCCGGGCUGGCCCCGGGCCACCGCUUCCGCGUCGGCGACCCGCUGCGCUUCCGUCAGGUCCUCUUCAACCUUCUAAGCAAUGCGGUCAAGUUCACCCCGGCCAUGGGCACCGUCACUCUCUCGCUCGGCGACGCCGGCGACGACGCCGACACCACCGACGCCGACACCACCGACGCCAGUAGUCUGCGCGUCGAGGUGCGGGACACUGGCAUCGGCAUCCCCGAGACCACCAUGAAGAACCUCUUUAAGCAUUUCUCGCAGGGCGGGACGGGCGUGUGUCGCCAGUACGGCGGGUCGGGCCUGGGUCUGGCCAUCUGCAAGCACCUCGUGGAAGCGAUGCACGGCCGGAUCGGCUGCUCGUCGGCCGGCGUGAACAAGGGCUCCACCUUCUGGUUCACGCUCCCGCUGCCGGUCAGUUCGCCGGAGGCGGUCGGCGCCGACUGCGACUCGACCCAGGUGGCCGCCUGCGACCUGGCCGGAUCGCAGCCUGAGGCCCCGCCGGUCAGCCCGGGAUCCGGCGGCGGCAGCGGCAGCGGCAGCGAUGUGCCGCACCCGCAGCAGGCGCGCCACAGCUUCGAGGGCAUGAAGGUGCUGCUCGUGGAGGACAACGUGGUCAACCAGAAGGUCGGCCGCCGUCUGCUGGAGCGGAUCGGGUGCGAUGUGCACGUGGCCGAGAACGGCCAGGAGUGCAUUGACAUGCUCGAGCGCGAGUCCUUCUCCCUCAUCUUCAUGGACUGCCAGAUGCCCGUCCUUGAUGGCUAUGAGGCGACGCGGCGGAUCAGAGAGAUGGAGAGGGCGGAGCAGCGCGGGCGCACGCCGAUCGUGGCGCUGACGGCGUCGUGCGUGAAGAGCGACCGGCAGGUGUGCCUGGACAGCGGCAUGGACGACUGGAUGUCCAAGCCCUUCGACCAGGGCGCCCUCUGCCGCGCUCUGCUCAAGUGGGUCCCACGCCCGCCGCACUCCCAGGCCGAGCGCUGA